Molecule: messenger RNA, 1569 nt
Organism: Cucumis melo (muskmelon)
Lineage: Eukaryota; Viridiplantae; Streptophyta; Magnoliopsida; Cucurbitales; Cucurbitaceae
Product: 7-deoxyloganetin glucosyltransferase-like
Exons: 2
Coding region: 10-1437 (475 amino acids)
Molecular function (GO): UDP-glycosyltransferase activity
Source: RefSeq, a predicted model, not a curated record
AAGAAGAGGAUGAGUAAAAAAGUGGAGGGUCAUGCUGUGUGCAUUCCAGUUCCACUUCAAAGCCAUGUAAGCGCAAUGCUAAGUGUUGCAAAGCUUCUUCACCAAAGAGGUUUUUUCAUAACUUUAGUUAUCACAAAAUAUACACAUAAACGCAUUAUAAGGUCUCGUGGGCCUUCUUCUCUCGAUGGUAUGCUUAAUUUUCAGUUCAAAACCAUUUGGAAUUAUUGUGUGGAACCAAUUGAUGCUCCACAAAAUUUGCCUUCUCUUUGUGACUCAAUUUCUAAUGACUUUUUAUCCCCAUUUUGUGACUUGCUUUCUCAACUCAAAAGUAAUGACGAAAUUCCUCCAGUUACUUGUAUAAUAGCAGAUGGUUUUAUGUCAUUCUGUAUUGAGGCUGGAUUGGAAUUUAACAUUCCAACUUCACAGUUUUGGCCUAUUAGUGCUUGUAGCUUGCUGGGGUUUUAUCACUUUGAGGAACUUGUGAAACGUGGGGCUGUUCCAUUUAAAGAUGAGAGUUAUUUCAGCAAUGGUUGUAUGGAAACUACAAUAGAUUGGAUUCCAGGGUUGAAAAAUGUGAAAAUCAAGGAUUUACCAAGCUUCAUAAGAACAACUGAUCCAAAUGAUACCUUUCUCAAUUUCUUUAUCCAACAAUUAAAGUGGGCUCCAAAAGCUUCAUGUACCAUAUUAAACACUUUUGAGGCAUUGGACCAUGAUGUUUUGGAAGCACUCUCCCACCUGUUCCCUCCAAUUUACACUAUUGGUCCACUUCACUUAUUUUCAAAACAAAUCAAGGACAAAACUCAAGAGAAAAUAGCCACAAACCAUUGGGAAGAGCAACAAGAAUGCAUUAAUUGGCUUGAUUCCCAACAACCCAACACUGUGAUUUACAUAAAUUUUGGUAGCUUAGCAAUAAUGACACUUGACCAAUGCACUGAGUUUGCUUGGGCGAUUGCAAACAGUGAACAACCCUUUUUAUGGAUCUUAAGACCUGGUGUAGUGGAAGGUAAUUCACCAAAAUUACCUCAUAAUUUUGUUGAGGAAACAAAGGGAAGAGGAAUGAUAGGAAAUUGGUGUUCACAAGUUGAGGUUCUAAAUCAUCCAUCUAUAAAAGGAUUUUUGACACAUAGUGGAUGGAAUUCAACUAUUGAAAGCAUAAGUGCUGGAGUGCCAAUGAUAUCAUGGCCUUUCCUUGGGGACCAACAAACGACAUGUCAUUAUUGUUGCGUGCAUUGGGGGAUUGCAUUGGAAAUACAAAACAAUGUCAAAAGGGAUGAAGUUGAGAGUUGUAUAAAAGAGCUAACAGAAGGAAAUAAUGGGAAAGAAAUGAAAGCAAAAGUGAUGGAGUUGAGAAGAAAAGCUGAGGAAUCCUACACACCUGGUGGCUCUUCAUACCUCAACUUUGAUCGAUUAAUAACUCAACUUCUACUACAAAAUUAAACCAUGUCAUUGUUUGUGAUGUAAAUUAGUUUCUCAAGUCUAUCGUCUGCUAAAUGUUUCUUUAACAAUAUUUAUUAUUAUUAUUAUUAUUAGAAGUAAAUCUAAAGCUUUCUUUAGAUCAUUGAAUGUAGU